AUGGCCUCCAACGACAACCCCGCCGCCUCAAUCAACCAGACCCUCCAGAACGCAGUCCCGGCCCAGCUCGGACACAAGGUACCACACAUCCCGGAGUCCAAGGAUGAGGCAAAGGCCGAAGCAAAGGCAGCCGCUUCCGCAGGGCUUGCCCAGCUGCGCUCCUUCGCCGCCGGUGGCUUCGGUGGCCUCUGCGCCGUCGUCGUCGGCCACCCCUUCGACCUUGUCAAGGUCCGCCUGCAGACCGCCGAGAAGGGCGUCUACUCCAGCGCCGUUGACGUCGUGCGCAAGAGUAUCGCAAGGGAUGGCCUGAGGAGAGGCCUCUACGCCGGCGUCAGCGCCCCACUCGUCGGCGUCACCCCCAUGUUCGCCGUGUCCUUCUGGGGCUACGACCUGGGCAAGACCAUCGUCCGCAACACAUCCGGCACCUCCGCCGACGGCACCUUCUCCAUCGCCCAGAUCUCCGCCGCCGGCUUCUUCUCCGCCAUCCCCAUGACCGCCAUCACCGCCCCCUUCGAGCGCGUCAAGGUCAUCCUGCAGGUCCAGGACCAGCGCCUCGCCCCCGGCGAGAAGCCGCGCUACAACGGCGGGCUGGACGUCGUGCGCCAGCUGUACCGCGAGGGCGGCGUGCGCUCCGUCUUCCGCGGCAGCGCCGCCACCCUCGCGCGCGACGGCCCCGGGAGCGCCGCCUACUUCGCCGCCUACGAGUACAUCAAGAGGCGCCUGACCCCCGUCGACCCGGCCACGGGCAAGCCCAGCGGCCAGCUCAGCCUCACCGCCGUCACCUGCGCCGGCGCCGCCGCGGGCGUCGCCAUGUGGAUCCCCGUCUUCCCCAUCGACACCGUCAAGUCGCGCCUGCAGACCUCCGAGGGCAACGUCACCGUCGGCGGCAUCAUCCGCGAGCUGUACGCCAAGGGCGGCGUCAGGUCCUUCUUCCCCGGCUUCGGCCCGGCGCUGGCGAGAGCUGUGCCGGCCAACGCCGCCACCUUCCUCGGGGUGGAGCUGGCACAUCAGGCUAUGAACAAGGCGUUUGGGUAA
Molecule: messenger RNA, 1035 nt
Organism: Diaporthe citri
Lineage: Eukaryota; Fungi; Ascomycota; Sordariomycetes; Diaporthales; Diaporthaceae
Exons: 2
Coding region: 1-1035 (344 amino acids)
Biological process (GO): carnitine transmembrane transport; mitochondrial transport
Cellular component (GO): mitochondrial envelope
Molecular function (GO): O-acyl-L-carnitine transmembrane transporter activity
Source: RefSeq, a predicted model, not a curated record